Molecule: messenger RNA, 330 nt
Organism: Aspergillus caelatus
Lineage: Eukaryota; Fungi; Ascomycota; Eurotiomycetes; Eurotiales; Aspergillaceae
Exons: 3
Coding region: 1-330 (109 amino acids)
Source: RefSeq, a predicted model, not a curated record
AUGCGUUUUGCUCCUCGAUUACCCUCCGAACUAGGAAAACUAUCAAAUCAACACACACUAUCUCUAUAUCAUACCAGAAAAUUCCAUUCCACCAUGCCUCUAGUCGUCCCCGAGGUUAAUUCUGGCGAUAAGAACGAAUGGCUCAACAAGCUGGCCGGAAAGACGAUCACGGAGGGAACGAGUGAUGUUACUUCAUUUGCGAAGAAGGAUUUACCCGAGUCUCAUCGGAUUCUUAAACCUGGCGACAUGAGGACGAUGGAUUAUAAACCUGAACGGUUGAACGUACACUUGGAUGACAAGGGAACUGUUCAUGAUGUUAACUUCGGUUAA